Molecule: messenger RNA, 2454 nt
Organism: Melitaea cinxia (Glanville fritillary)
Lineage: Eukaryota; Metazoa; Arthropoda; Insecta; Lepidoptera; Nymphalidae
Gene: ABCB7
Product: iron-sulfur clusters transporter ABCB7, mitochondrial
Exons: 14
Coding region: 27-2195 (722 amino acids)
Biological process (GO): transmembrane transport; intracellular iron ion homeostasis
Cellular component (GO): mitochondrial inner membrane
Molecular function (GO): ATP hydrolysis activity; ABC-type transporter activity; ATP binding
Source: RefSeq, a predicted model, not a curated record
UGUCAUUUGUCGGGGGCCGAGUGAUCAUGGCUGCACCACUUUUGAUUAAUAAGAAAUUUGAUAAAAUAUUUAAAAAUAAUGUUAAAUUUUCAAAAAGUUUUUCGACUAGUAAAUCUGUAAUUUUAAAUAAGCCCCAUUUUAGUUUAAUUUUUAAACAAUAUGCGGCCACGAGUCAUUACAGGUAUUAUUCUUCGCCACCACCAACCAACACCGGUGGACAAGAUUCCGCAAAAAAUGUUUUGGCGGCAGUUUUGGCUAAUAGACCGAAAACCGGGAAAAUUCCUGUUGGGAUCCAAAAGAGAGACUGCUUUCACCCAGGCGCUUCUGUUUUGGAUCGUGAAGAUAUUAGCCUCGGGGAUGCUAAGCCGGUCACGGGGAUGGAUAUGCUACGGGGGAUGAUGGCAUAUGUCUGGCCUAAGGACAAUGAAAUGAUAAGAAAUAGAGUAAUGAUGUCUCUCUCUCUCCUCUUUGGCGCUAAAGUAAUGAACGUAACGGUGCCGUUCUUAUUUAAAUAUGCCAUUGAUGAAGUAAAUCAAUUGACGACGACUCCAGCUGGAGAAUUACUGGGAAUGGCAACGGUCCCUCAAGCUUUAGGAACGAGUGCCUUUAGCUUGUUAGUUGGAUAUGGUAUAGCCAGAGCAACGGCAGCUGGUUUUAACGAAUUAAGAAAUGCAGUAUUCGCUAAAGUAGCUCAACAUUCGAUAAGAAAAUUAGCCUGCAAUGUUUUCAUGCAUUUACAUAAUUUGGAUCUCAGUUUCCACUUAGGCAGGCAGACUGGUGCCUUAUCAAAGACUAUAGAUCGAGGUUCAAGAGCUAUAAAUUUCGUGCUAUCAGCUAUGGUGUUUAAUAUUGUGCCUACUAUAUUCGAAUUGACGUUGGUGUCCAUGAUUUUGGGUAUUAAAGGUGGACUUGCUUUUGCAGGCGUGGCAUUCAGUUGUGUCGGAGUAUACGCGGCCUUCACACUCGCUGUAACUCAAUGGCGAACUCGAUUUCGUGUCGAUAUGAACCGCGCUGAAAACGAAGCUGGGAACAAGGCCGUUGACUCGCUAAUAAACUACGAGACUGUUAAGUAUUUCAAUAACGAGAGUUAUGAACUACAGAAAUACGAUGAAAGUCUCAAGAAAUAUGAGGAUGCGUCGCUGAAAACCGCUUCAAGUUUGGCGCUCUUGAACUUUGGACAACACGCCAUAUUCAGCGCGGGACUAAGUGUUAUUAUGAUAAUGGCGGCAAAUGAAAUCGCUAAAGGGCGCAUGUCGGUGGGCGACCUGGUGAUGGUGAACGCGCUGGUGUUCCAGCUGUCCGUGCCGCUCGGCUUCCUGGGCUCCGUGUACCGCGAGGUGCGCCAGGCGCUGCUCGACAUGCACACCAUGUUCACGCUCAUGACGCUGCAGUCCAGCGUCGCGGAAAAAGAAAAGGCACCAAAGCUCGCCGUAGACGCAAAGACAGCUUCGAUUGAAUUCAAGGAUGUAAACUUCAAAUAUAUUAAUGGAAAACCUAUUUUUAAUAACUUAACCUUUAGCAUACCUGCGGGGAAGAAAAUUGGUAUUGUUGGCGGAUCGGGCAGUGGUAAGUCAACGAUGGUGAGACUCCUAUUCAGAUUUUUCGAACCUCAGUCCGGUCAGAUCAAGAUCGGUGGACAAGAUAUACGGGAUGUGGAUCUCGCUAGCUUGAGGAAGGCCAUCGCUAUUGUGCCACAAGAUUGUGUUCUAUUCCACGAUACGAUACUACAUAACUUACAUUACGGAGACCUGUCUAAGAGCGAGGAGGCCGUGUACGCGGCGAGCAAAAUGGCUGAACUUCACGAAUCAGUUGUCACUUGGCCGAAGGGCUACCAGACACAAGUGGGAGAGCGAGGAUUGAAACUGUCCGGCGGAGAGAAGCAACGAGUGGCGAUCGCUCGAGCCAUUCUCAAGGACGCGCCCGUCGUCGUGUUCGACGAGGCCACGUCCAGCCUCGACUCGCUUACUGAGCACGCAAUUCUCCAAGCAUUGAAAGCGGCGACCGUCGGAAGAACAUCGAUAUGUAUCGCCCAUAGACUGUCGACUGUCGCAGACGCGGACGAAAUAUUAGUUCUAGAAAACGGUUCCAUAUCCGAAAGAGGGAAGCAUUCGGAUCUAAUUAAUAAUAAAUCGUCACUGUAUUAUAGAUUAUGGGAGAAACAGAACAGAGAUGCAAAUUUUAUUCCGAAAGUCUGAAUAUUUUGGGACAAAUAUUUGGUCCAAUGUUUGAUGACAAUUUUUGAUCCAAUUACAGUUCAUAAUAAAUGUUAAUUUAAGGAGAGGUCCUUAAAAUACAUUUUAGUCUGUUUUGAAAUAAUUUAUUUGUAUAUUUUUUUUUUGGUAAAUAUCUUUUGUGUAUGAUUCUAUAAAAACGUAUAGGAUUUAUUCGUGUUAGGAUGUUACCAUGUUAUAUUAUAACAACAGUCGUAGACGAGAUAUACAUAUAUAAUGCAAA